AUGACCUCUGACGACAAUAGGCUAGGUUUGAACAAUUCACAGCAUAAUAGUACCAUAGCAAGAAAAAUAAGGUUCGCAAUAACUGAUUUCGGUGAUGAAAAUAAUGAAAAUUCACUUUUAUCAGCUCCUGUACCAUUUUUGAAUGAUAGUCAAAGUGUACCAAGAAAUGAUUACGGUCUAGGUAUAACUGAUUAUAGUUUUUCAAAAGCAAUCACACUUGAUUAAGCACUAAAAUAAGCUGGUGGCUUUGGCUUGUUUUAAUUCUUGUCUUUUAUGGUAUUCUGCUUUGCCUUUUGGACUGGUGGAGUAGUGGUUUAUAUCAUUCAUUUUAUGUAAGCUCCCCCUACUUAUUAGUGUACUAAUGCUAUUUAAACUGAGAAUCAAAGCUGGUUUCCAUGUCAGCCAUCCCAAUUUUGCCAAAAUUUCGACCUUCACUGCAUUGAAAAAUAUCAAAUGGGACUGAUGGGAACUUGCAUGUUCAUUGGCUAUACAAUAAGCAGCUUAAUUUUACCUAGAAAAGCAGAUGUCUACGGAAUUUCAAUAAUCUUAUUCGUACCAUACCAAAUUGGAAUAUAUGUCGGGCUAUUUUGUGUUGGAACCGCGUCUACUAUUCGCACCUCUGUUGGGUAUGUCUAUGGUUUAGAGUUUAUUGAAUCAACGAAAUAAAACAUUGCUGGAACUCUUUUAAAAACUUUUGAUGUUACCACGCCAAUAUUUUUUGCUAUUCUAUUCAUGUCAGUAUCUAAUAACUGGAGAUACUACUAUUAUUGUGGCUUGGCUUUAUCUUUGACAGCUUGGCUAGGUUCUUUUUUGCUGCCAGAAUCUCCAAGUUUGCUAAUUUCAUAGUAAAGAUUUUAAGAAGCAAGAGAGGUGAUUACUAAAAUCGCUAGAGUAAAUGGUGUAAAAAACUUUAGAUUUACCCAAUUAUUCUAAUAAGAGGUAGAUCUAUUAAUGAGUAGCAAGUAAGAUGUAUCACUUCUAAAGUAAAAGAAGCCUCAAUCUAGAUCAAUCAUGAUUUACUUGCAAGAUAAGUUACUUAAGAGAAAUCUAACUAUUUUAUGUGGGUGCUGGCUAGCAUCAACCUUCUCAUACUACAUGAUCCUUUUUUACAUGAAAUACUUGCCAGGAAACAUAUAUUCUAAUACAAUAUUUUGCUCGACUGCAGAUGCUGCUGGAUACUUUUUUACUGGAGUUUUAUUCCAGUAUGUUGGAGGAAGAAUCUCACUUAUGGUCUCUCUCGGAUUAGCUGCAAUCUCCAGCUUUUGCAUAGUUCAGCUAAGUGAUUACACUUAUCUUACCCCUUUCUUUUUAUUUGGAUCGAGACUUGGAGUUGCAGCAGCUUGCAAUGUACUCACAAUAGUUAAUAUCGUUAUCUUUCCAGCUGAUUUUAGAUCAACAUCAUUUGGAAUAUGCAACAUAUUUGCAAGGAUGGCAGCCAUUCUUGCUCCUUUGGUAGCUGAACUAGAAUACCCAUAUCCUUACGCAAUCCUUAUAUGCGUUACAACUGUAUAUUGUGUGGUAAGCUUUUUCUUAAAAGAAAAAUAAAAUAAUGAGGAGAAAGAGUUCUAAUAGAGAUUAUUAGAGAAGAGUAAAAAGACAGUAACAUUUAAAGGUAUUGAUUUCAGUAAGAAAUAAAGCGAAGAUAAAUGGAGUGUAAGAUUAAUGAGAAGUUUUUCUAUGCCAGCAUUUUAUGGUGAAGCUGGAACUGGAUCAAUGAUUUAAAAUAUAGAUCGCGUUGAGGAAGAGGAAAGUAAUGCUGAUCAAGAUGUUGAGUAUUAUAUUAACACUUCUUUAAAAAUAUGA
Molecule: messenger RNA, 1803 nt
Organism: Stylonychia lemnae
Lineage: Eukaryota; Ciliophora; Spirotrichea; Sporadotrichida; Oxytrichidae
Source: the annotation of a GenBank genome assembly